CAACUGGCUUUUCCACAUGCGGCUCCGUUUCUGACAGAUGUAUGAAAACAAAUUUUCAGGUUGAACGGUGUUGAACGGGAUAUAAACACUAGAAAAACGAACGAAAUUCUCGUCGUAAUGGCUAAGAGCUUACCAUCUACGAUAGCAAAGCUCACUCAUAACUACAAAAUCCGACAACUCGAUCCGGUUGACAUCGCCAACCAAUGUCUAAACGCUGUUACCCGGCAAAAGAACUUGAAUGCAAUUAUUCGUCCUACACCCGAAAUAGCUCUAGCCAAUUCAAAAGAGUCGUCUGAACGUUACAUAAAUGGCAAAGGCAUCAGAAAAUUGGACGGUGUUCCCAUUGCUGUAAAGGACAAUUUCUGCGUCAAAGGAGAACCAACGUCUUGUGCUUCGAGAAUGUUAGAGGAUUAUCGACCCAACUACGAUGCAACUGUUUAUGAUAGACUGAAAGCGCAAGGUGCAAUUUUACUCGGCAAAACCAAUCUCGAUGAAUUCGGCAUGGGGUCAGGAACAAUCGAUUCAAUUUUCGGUUUCACUCAAAAUUGUUACAGUCAAAAUGGUACACAUAUCGCUGGCGGAAGUUCCGGUGGAUCGGCUGUUAUUGUGGCAUCAGGAGCUUGUUAUGCUGGAAUCGGAUCCGACACUGGUGGUUCAGUUAGGAAUCCUGCAUCAUAUUGCGGCAUUGUUGGCUAUAAACCAACGUAUGGUCUAAUUUCCCGCAAUGGAUUGAUUCCAUUGGUGAAUUCGAUGGACACACCAGCAAUAUUAACGAGAACUAUUGACGAUUGUGUUGCGAUAUUGAAUGCUGUUGCAGGACCUGAUGCAAAAGAUUCCACUACCAUCAAGCGACCUUUUACCAACAUUGUCUUGCCCGACCAGAUUCCGAUCAAGCGUUUCAAAAUUGGAAUACCCAAAGAAUACCAUUGCGAUGGUCUGUCAAAAGAAGUCAUGGAAACGUGGAUGAAAGUAGCUGAUUUAUUAGAAGAAAAUGGAGCACAAGUCGUCGAUGUAUCUCUCCCGAAUACAGCCUCGUCGAUAUUUGUUUACACCAUAUUGAACCAAUGUGAGGUGGCCAGUAAUAUGGCUCGCUAUGAUGGAGUAGAAUUCGGUCAUCGGUCGGAAGACGAUGCUACCGUUAGUACAGAACAAAUGUAUGCGAAAACUCGUCAGGAGGGUUUUAACAGUGUGGUGAAAAAUCGAAUCUUAGCCGGCAAUUACUAUCUGCUGCGUAUGAAUUAUCAAAAAUAUUUCGAGAAAGCGUUGAGAGUUCGGCGGCUAAUAGCACAGGACUUUCAAAAUAUAUUUUUGGGCACGGACGCAGUAGAUGUUGUAUUGACACCGACGACACUGACGGAUGCUCCCAAAUUGGAGGAAUUUGUUAAAAAUAAUAACAGAGACCAAUGCGCCAUCCAAGACUUUUGUACCCAACCAGCAAAUAUGGCAGGCAUCCCCGCAAUCUCGAUUCCAAUUAAAUUGUCAUCGAACCAAUUGCCACUAAGUUUACAAUUGAUGGGCCCUUUUUUAUCAGAUAAGAAUCUUUUCACUGUGGCCAAAUGGAUAGAACAAACGGUUGACUUCAAACAGUUGUUAUGAUAAGCUGUUGUUGGCAUCAGUUUUAGACGUCGUCAAGUAAUUAAACGUAAUUGUUGCUGAUUGA
Molecule: messenger RNA, 1660 nt
Organism: Bradysia coprophila
Lineage: Eukaryota; Metazoa; Arthropoda; Insecta; Diptera; Sciaridae
Gene: GatA
Product: glutamyl-tRNA(Gln) amidotransferase subunit A, mitochondrial
Biological process (GO): glutaminyl-tRNAGln biosynthesis via transamidation; mitochondrial translation
Cellular component (GO): glutamyl-tRNA(Gln) amidotransferase complex; mitochondrion
Molecular function (GO): glutaminyl-tRNA synthase (glutamine-hydrolyzing) activity
Source: RefSeq, a predicted model, not a curated record